This is a messenger RNA of Ascoidea rubescens DSM 1968, 650 nucleotides long. RefSeq lists its product as uncharacterized. Lineage: Eukaryota; Fungi; Ascomycota; Saccharomycetes; Ascoideales; Ascoideaceae. The record is from RefSeq and is a predicted model, not a curated record. Bases 160 to 330 code for a protein of 56 amino acids. The transcript has a single exon.
GUUUUUGCUUCUCUGUCUAUUUUUUUAUCUACAAAUUGUCUUGCCUUCUAACUACUAGAAUACAGUUCUUUUACUAUAUCACUAAAUCAGUCUAUUAAUUAUCCAAUUAAUCUUUGUCUUUUGACCUUAUACCUCUUUACUUUCGCACAAUAAUUCACAAUGCAAUUCAAACAAAUCUUAGUUGCCUCCUUAGCCGCUGUUGCUUCGGUCAGAGCCUUAAACUCUUCCAACACCACAAAUGACACUGUUCCAGCAGAUUCUGGUGCUUCUGGCGUUAAACCAGCCCUCUUAGGUGCUGUUGCCGUUGCUGGUGUAGCUUUAUUAUUAUAAGUUCAUUAAUACAUUCAAAUUAUCAAUAUAAUACUUCUUAAUAUUUUCAAUAUUAAGAAAACAAAAUUAGUUAUAAUUUAAUAAGUUUGUAUCAUACGGGUUUUUUUAAUAAUUUUCUUGCUACCUUUUUUCAGUCAUAAUACUUUUAUUCUUUUCAUUUUCAUCGUUCCUUCUCUUUAAAUCUCCUUUUUUUGGUUUGGCCUUCCAAUAAUUUUAAAACUUAAUCUUUAAUUUUUUAUAACAUUUAUAGAAUGGUUUUCUUCUAAUUUCUUACAAUUUUUUUCAGUUCUUUACCUCAAUAUAAAUUUUGAGCUUUUUCC